Molecule: messenger RNA, 612 nt
Organism: Peronospora matthiolae
Lineage: Eukaryota; Oomycota; Peronosporomycetes; Peronosporales; Peronosporaceae
Source: the annotation of a GenBank genome assembly
AUGGGGAAGGAACCCGUGGAUAAAGCGGUACGCCGCAAAUGGGCAGACUAUCGUAUAUCUGACGGGCACAAGCUUACCUAUCCCAACCCUGAUGCGCAUGAAGUAGCAACAUUGAUGGAAAACAAAAGACCGGAGGAGGUGGUGGAGGCUCUGACAUCAAUUCAAAAGAUCUCAUUUUGGCGUGACUGGGCCUGCGAUUUGCACAGGGCAAUGGCAUCAUAUUACUUGGAGCAAAAUACACCGGAAGUGAUCCUAACUGCGUGGCUGGAUUUGGAUUUGAAACCAAGGGACCUUUACGAUGACCUUGGCUUCAGUAAGGAAGCAGGAGGAGUGCGUGACUCGCCAGAAGCUGCGUUGAUGUUCUAUAAGUACGCCGAGCUGCACAGAGAAGAGGGGAGGGACUACGCGUUGAGCGCUGAUGAAACGGUGGCGCAUAUGUUUCGCAACCUAACUCCCGAAGAAGCUAGUGAUUUUCUGGAAACAACGAGCCAAUUUGUGGAGCCGGGGGAAUUGGACGAGCUAAAGCAUGAGCUUCAUAAGCUCGAUCUGGUUUCGCGAGCUUGGAACAUGCAUUUGGGCGAUAAUAAGCGACAGAGGAUCGGGAGUCUUUGA